Messenger RNA from Ochlerotatus camptorhynchus, 1481 nucleotides. Its product is annotated as serine protease Hayan-like. The transcript is spliced from 2 exons. Gene Ontology annotation, molecular function: serine-type endopeptidase activity. Bases 292 to 1380 code for a protein of 362 amino acids. Lineage: Eukaryota; Metazoa; Arthropoda; Insecta; Diptera; Culicidae. Gene Ontology annotation, biological process: proteolysis. The record is from RefSeq and is a predicted model, not a curated record.
UUGUCGUCGUCGUCGUCGUCGUAAUAUAGUCGUCAUCUUCGUAAGGCUGCCCGCCGCGUGAGACUCAUGAUCAGAAUAUCGCACCAACAUUCAGUCAGUGGACUCCAUCGAGACGAGAACAAGUUUUGCUAAGCGAGUCAAUUGUGUGUGACCUUUGCAGUUGUCGUCGUCUAGUGCCGUGGAAUUUCGUAGAAUACAUUUGAAAUCCAUUGGAACCAGGAGAUAUAUUUCCGGGAUCCAGGACAGAGGAGAUGAUUCUUGGUUGAUUCUGGAAGUUUGAAGUGCUUAACGAUGUGUCGAGCUCUGAUUUUUGCGGCGCAGAUGGUGUGGUUCGGAUUGGCGAUUGCAAUUCCAAUGUACGAUAAUGAUCGCUUCGAGGGCGACAGCUGUACAUUGGCGGAUGGAGUAACCAGCGGAACGUGUCGCCGGGAUGUGGACUGUGACUACCUGAAGAGCGCACCGAAAAAGGACUGGAAACGGUGUUCGUUUGAUAAGAAUGUCUCGAUCGUUUGUUGUCACGAUAAAUCUCCGAGUGUCCUACAGGGAUCUCCGAACCUGCUUCGAAGCGGCUUCAUAAGUGAACGCAUGUGUGAUGGAUUUCCAUUGUUUCCGGAGGCUAAUAAUCAUAUUCUCCAUGGAACUCUAGCAGAUAUAAAUGAUUUUCCCUACUUGGGCGCGUUGGCGUUCCAAGAUGAAAACGAGGUGACAUUUCGUUGUGGAGCCAAUCUCAUAUCGCGUGAAUAUGUGCUAACAGCAGCUCAUUGCUUGACUGUGGAGAAGCCGACGUUCGUUCGACUCGGAGCUGUGAGAAUUUUUGACAACAAUGACACUACGGAUAAGCCCGUUGAUGUUGGAAUCGAGAAAGUUAUCAUGCAUCCAAACUAUAGAAAACGCCCCCUAUCGAAUGAUAUUGCUCUACUCAAGCUAAAUCGUACCGUAGACGAAGAAUUUCUUACACCCGCAUGUUUGUACACGAAUUCAACUGACCCAGCGCCAAAUGUGCGCCUAUCAAUUGCUGGCUGGGGUACUAACGAGUCGAUUGACUCUCAAAUGUCGCCAGACCUAAUGAAGGCCCAUGUGACCACAUUUGAACGAGAUGAAUGCAACUUUACACUGCUGCAGGACAAAACUCCCCGAAACAAGAUACAGCAACUGAAUGGUGACCAGCUGUGUGCCCUCGGUAGGAACUCUACAGGCGACAACACGGGCGACACGUGCGUUGGAGAUUCUGGUGGACCGCUGGAGCUGGCCAUUGAUCGGCGAAGAUACAUCGUGGGCCUAACGUCCACUGGGAAGAUUUGCGGUACGAAGUUCCCCGGUAUUUACACUCGGGUAUCACAUUUCAUCGAUUGGAUUGAGUCGGUCGUGUGGCCAGCUUAAAAGUGGAUGGAUUAGACUGAGCUUCAAGUUUGGGGUUUGAUAUUGAAGCAAAAAAGUAAAAUGUGUAGAACCGUAAUGUGAAUAAAUAUAUAUAUCGAAAU